AUGGGCUUGUUCAGCAGAGCCAAGAAGAAGGAUCCGGAUGAGGCAAAGGACGCUGUCGAUUUAGAAGCUGGUGGCGAUGCCGAUGGCGAGGCUGCCGAGGGAGAGAAGGAGAACCAAGGCACCGAGGCUGAGGAAGGUGAUGCAGCCGCAGGCCCCAAAGCUGGUGCCGGGCAAAACCGGAAGAUGAGGCUACGCCUCCCCAAGUUCGGCAAAGCCGAGGAGGAUCCCGAGGAAACAAGAGAGCCAAUGGACAGGAUGCGAUGGUGGGAGCUGACCUUCUCCAUCAGGGGCUUUGAGAAUGUUACCGUUGAGACGCUCAAGCUCUUCUGGACGGUGUCGCUGGGAAGCGAGAAUCCCAAAAAGCAUCGAAAUCGAGUGCGCUUGCAGACGAGGUUUUCGUCGAUCUUCACGCUGGAGAAAGGGAAAGUCUUCACGGCCGACAACCCGAUCCUCAUGUACGAACGGAAGACCUUUGCACUUUCCUACAAGGAGUUGGACAAGCAUGUGGUCAAGGUCGACAUGUGGAGAGUGUCCUGCUGGACUUUCAACGAAUACUUCGGCCUGAAGAAGCAAAAGCUGUCUCUCAUUGCGAAUCGCGACCCGAACAUGGAGCUACGUAUCUUGAGAAAGCUAUCUCGGAAGCAAAUGGCCGACAAAAAGAAAGCCAAGUCAGUGGCUGACGUUGCACUGUACAGAUGCACCGUAAAUCUCGAAGAAAUAUUCGACUUCGAUUUGUUCUGCGAGAACUGGACGUUGGAACUUCGACGAGCCAGUCCGGAGUACACGAAGAUGAAAGAAGAGCGUAAGCGCUUGACUUUCACCAUGCCUCGGGACCGACGAACACUUCCUGGGCAGCGGCGAUAUCUUGGCAGAGGUGCCGCAUCGCAAACUGUGGAGUGGAACCAACAGGAUGGUCGCUUCUUCUGGCCGAGCUGCGGGAAGUUCGUCUUCCGAGGUACACGGACUCACCUGCAGAACUCCUACUUCAUCGUUUCAGUUCUGACUGGAAAGCCUCCGGCGUUUCUGGCGGACAACGCGACUGUGCAGAGAUUGGAGAAGCAUGCGCCUGCACAACCUCACCGAGUUCUUGGUCGAUGUCUGCUCAAUCUGACUUCAGUAUUGGACAUGUCCGUAUUUCAGGGGAAGGUCAAGAGGUUCACGGCAGAUCAUGAUCGCUACAUUGUCGGUGAUAUCAAUGGCAACGUCAAGUGCAUAUUGCGUUCCAAAGGCAUGAAGGAGCCCGAACUAGACUUCCGCACGAACCGGCCGGAGCAACUCAAAACUGCCACUACCGUGUCUCACUUGAACCGAUACGAAAGGUAUUUAGUGGUGCGCAUCAAGAAAUGUGAAGCACUGCCCGUUGCGGACUUUGACACAAGCAGCUCGGAUCCUUACCUACGUUGCACCUGGGACAACAUGGUCAUGCUUUCACCAGUCGUCAAGCAAUCCUUGCGCCCGGUUUUCAACCAGAGCUUUUACUUCCCUGUGAGGGUGGUGUUUCCUGAAAUGCGGAUGGGCUCCAAGGCAGAGAAGAAACAUCAGGAUACAAUCCUCAAGUACGAAUUGACCAGCAAGGGCUUCGUGCAAAUCCAGGUGUGGGAUGACGAUGUGACGUCAGCGGACUGCCUCGGUGGAUGUCAGGUUACCCUGGGUGACAUUCUGAAUGUCAGGGCGACGCAGAAGCGUACCCUUCUAGGUCCUCUGAAGACAGAAAAGAAGGACGACGAUGAGGAGGAGAAUGAGCUUGAAGAGAAGCAAGAAAGACACAACCAGUGGUAUGAAGAGCCGAGGUCGGUGCGUGUGUAUGAUGGGAGCAAGACAGCUUUGGGCCAAUCAGCUUUGGCCAACAAAGAUGCUGCUCUCAUACAUUUCGAGGCCUACUUCUACCCAGAUUGGGCUGAAACUCUCCGGUUUGAAGAUGACGUACAGGAGGCUGAUACGGAAUCUGUUUGGGCAAAAAAAGAAGAGGAAUGGACCAUCCGGAACCGGCAGAAGGCCGAAGACUAUGCUUUGCCUUUUCCGGAUUCAAUCGGAGCCAAGCGGCCCAAAGAGGAGAGCAUGAUGCAAACCGCCGACUCACUGCGACGUUUCCCUUGCAUCGGUCUCCAUCCGCUGACGCGUGUUGAGACGCCGCUGAUGGCUUUCGUUUCACCGAUCAUUGUGCCUGAGGAAUGGAGCUUUCCCGCAAAGAUGCUCGAAUGGGUGCAUUGCCUAUCAUUUGAGAUUACCCAGCGCCAAGCUCGCACAGGUCUUAUUCCGACUGACGGCUGGAAGGACCCCGAGUAUGUCCUGGCGCGACGCAAGGGAGCACCACAGGAUCACUCAGUCCUGCUUUGCUCGCUAUUGCUUGGCUGCAAAGAAGAUGCCUACGUGGUCAAGGGCACUGUCUACUCCAAAGAUCCUGUUGCAACUAUUGACAAGGCAGACCAACUCAUCGAACACACCUGGGUGAUGACACGCCAUAAAGGUUGGGUAACAUUCUGGGAGCCUUGCAGCCGGCAGAUCUACCACCUUCCACAUCGAUACGACCCGAAGAAAGCCAGGAGAAGGAAAGCAGAGCACACCUUGGGACAGGAGGAAGACAAAGAAGAAGACGAUGAGGAAGAAGAGCAGGACGAAGACGCAAAUCUGGAGAAGCCGCAGUGGGAAGGGGAAGCAGAAGAUUCCCGAGUCCAUUUGGAGGACAUGGAAAGUCUGCCCACCGUGGGGCGUAUGCCCAAGCCAAAGAUGCGCUCAGAUAAAGGCAAGAAGAAGGAUGAGGAACCGGGCCGUGAAAGGCUAAAGCGAGAACUCAUCGAGCAGCGUGAGGGCCUUUCCAUUGCUCCGAAACGGAAGAUGCUGCAGGAAGAUACCCUAGUGACAUGGCUGCCAUACGACUCCAUAGAGGUUGUGUUCAAUGACAAAAAUGCGUGGGCAAAUCGUCAGAACCACCAUCCAGCUUGCAUUUCAUACGACUUCGACGACACAGAUGCAGAAAGCCCUCCGUGGGAACCAUUCCUCAGUGAUGAUGAUGAAAAGAGCCUUCACUUCCAGCCGAUUUGCCCGAAUGUUUCGGUUCAGCCGGAACUGCGGCCAUCUAUCAUUGAUGAACUGCAGGAUGAUUUGCGUACAGAGAUGAUGCAAAACCUGCAGCUUUAUAGAGGCAAAAAAGGCAUGGACACCAUGUUUGACCACAACGAGGAGCUCAUGCACCAGCUUCGACUCUUCCUGGAGAUCCACGAGCUUUGGAGACAGAUUGAUCCUGAUAGUCCUGCUGCUUCCAGGGUCCUCGAGGGAUAUCGUGAGAUUCCGAACGACUAUCCCCGGGAGCAGAUGACAGACCAGCAAAAGUUCUUCAACUUUGUUGGUCGAAUUCUGAACCUUCGAGUCUGGAAUCGUCACGGGUCUCCUUUCUUCGACAGUGGUUACAAGGAUUAUGCCAAAGAGCAGGAUCGCUUGUGGAAGUCGCUUGAGCGCUUAUGCCAUGAUUUCCAAAAGAAGGAGGACAGUUUCCCCAUCAAGCGAGGGAAGAAGUUCAGUGGUCUUCCGGUGCAUUUUUGCACCUCCGAUCAAGAAAGUAUUCGACAAUACCUCAUGGAGAUCAAUGAGUAUAAGCAGAUCAUUGACACGGACGAAGAGGACGUCUUCUACACGAUCGAGUGCAGAAUCCUUGGUCGCCUGGGCGGGAUCCUUUCAGUCUGGCUUUACGUCGGCAUUCAGGAGCCUCAGAGAGAAACCGAUUUCGAUGAGGAGUUGUGA
This is a messenger RNA of Symbiodinium sp. CCMP2592, 3738 nucleotides long. The record is from the annotation of a GenBank genome assembly. Lineage: Eukaryota; Dinophyceae; Suessiales; Symbiodiniaceae.